Messenger RNA from Durio zibethinus, 1977 nucleotides. Its product is annotated as glycerophosphodiester phosphodiesterase GDPD1, chloroplastic-like. Gene Ontology annotation, molecular function: phosphoric diester hydrolase activity. NCBI's taxonomy places the organism in Eukaryota, Viridiplantae, Streptophyta, Magnoliopsida, Malvales, Malvaceae. The record is from RefSeq and is a predicted model, not a curated record. Gene Ontology annotation, biological process: glycerophospholipid catabolic process.
UCUUUAAUUCUACUUAUUAAAAAAUAUAUCUUUAAUUCUAUCGCUAUAAUAACUUCUAAAAAAAUUCCUCAACCAACCCAAACGAAGGGCUACAACAUUAGUAAACACUAUACACACCCUCCUUCUCUAAAUCCUUCCUAACAAUCCCCCCUUCUUCCCUGUCUUUGUAUGUCUUAUAGCAAUAACAAUGGCUCUUACAGCUGUUCAUGUCUCCAACGUUCCAAACCUCGACCAAGUCGCAAAAAAAGCUUCACUUUCUCUCUACUCAACCCGUUGUUCCCAAGGGUUGGAGUUGAAAAUGGCAGCAUCGUUUAAGAUACCAAAGUUUUUGGUAAUAGGGCAUAGGGGGCAUGGGAUGAACAUUGUACAAAGCUCUGAUUCAAGAAUGACAGCCAUUAAAGAAAACUCCAUUCUCUCCUUCAACUCUGCAGCUAAAUUUCCCAUUGACUUCAUCGAGUUUGACGUUCAGGUGACAAAAGACGACUGCCCUGUCAUUUUCCACGACGACUUCAUCCUAUCUGAAGAAAAUGGUACUGUGUUUGAGAAGAGAGUCACAGAGUUGUGUUUAGCAGAAUUUCUUUGCUAUGGAACCCAGAGAGAAGCAGGGAAAGAGGGGAAAUGUUUGUUGAGGAAAACAAAAGAUGGGAAAAUUGUUAAGUGGAAUGUAGAAACUGAUGAUUCACUUUGUACAUUGGAAGAAGCUUUCCAGAAAGUUGAACCUUCUUUAGGUUUCAAUAUUGAGUUGAAAUUUGAUGACAAUAUUGUUUAUCAGCAACACCAUCUCAUCCAUGUUCUCCAAAUCAUCUUGCAGGUGGUAUUUGAGUUUGCUAAAGAUAGGUCCAUAAUCUUCUCCAGCUUUCAGCCUGAUGCAGCUCAACUUUUUAGGAAAUUACAGAACAACUAUCCUGUUUUCUUCUUAACAAAUGGUGGGACUGAACUUUACUAUGAUGUGAGGAGGAAUUCCCUGGAGGAGGCCAUAAAGGUCUGCUUGGAAGGAGGUUUACAAGGGAUUGUUUCAGAGAUCAAAGGAGUAUUCAGAAAUCCAGGAGCAGUGCCUAAGAUCAAAGAGUCUAAACUCUCUCUCCUGACAUAUGGCAAACUGAACAAUGUGCCUGAGGCUGUUUACAUGCAACAUUUAAUGGGGAUCGAUGGAGUGAUAGUUGAUUUUGUUAAAGAGAUCUCACAGGCUGUGGACGACAUGAUUAAGCCUGUCAAGGCAGUUAUUGCAGAGGAGAGAUUAAGCCAAGGGAAUGGAGAGACUGACGCAAAGUCAAAGCUUCUGUUCUCACAGCAGGAGCUCUCAUUUCUCUUAAAGCUAAUUUCAGAGUUGAUACAGCACUAAUACUUGCCCCUAACACUAUAGUUUUGCCAAAAUUUACCCUUUUUGUUCCUUUGUGUUAGGCUAAAACCCAGUAAAUCACUUUCAUUCUUUAAAAUUUAGAAGUGAUGAAAAAUCUCUCUUUUUUUUUUUUUUUUUCUCUCUUUUCUGUAGUCUCUGCCAGGGUUUAAAAUUUUUAGUAUUCACCAAUGCUUUUAUCCUUCUGCAGGGGGUUUUAAUUUGGUUCUCCCUUGCAUUGCUUCAAUAAUUUGUGGGAGAGAGAAGCAGAAAAGAAUAACAAAGGUUUCGGAAAAAGAGAAGAGCGGCUCCCUUAAUUAAGGAUACGACAGACAUAUGAAUAUUGAUACUAUAUGCAAGCGGGGAGACUCAUCUAUCAUAGUUUCAGUUGUCUCAUUUAUCACUAUGAAAAUUACAUAAUUGAAACAAUGGAUUUGAUCAUGAAACCAAUGAUUCCAUAAGGUAAUAAGCAAACUUAAACAAAAUAAGAUAAUGGAAUGUUGCAUAAGUUAUCUGUAAUACCCCAGCUCAAAUAAUAAUUGGGCUAGACUAAUACUAAAGCCCAUAAGUUUAUUAAGACAUUAUUUAGUAAAAGAAAAAUGGCUGAAGUAUUAGAUGAAAGGAAACCUAACUAUCGUGAA